UUAAAUCGAAGAAGUGUUGCAGUUUUAAAUUCACUAAAUUUUUUAAUCGGCCUGGACGAUUUGAUAGUUGUAAUACUAGUUGGUAUAUUUUUGAGUUAUCUAGUAGAACUAAAAAAUUCUGUUGCGUAAAUAAGAACACCACUGAGUAAACUCGUUGUGGGUAAUUCGCUUGAUUAUUAGACAAUUCGAGGGCAUGAAGUUCUUUGAUUUGAAGGACCAAUCGGCAGCGAUGCCGUUCGGGUUACGUUUGCUGGAAAUCGCAGGACUUUGUCGCAGUCAAACCCGGCAGAUGCGAUUCUUGGGUCUAACAGUGUGGGCCCUAGUGAUGGUGGUAAUUCCCAAAGUGGUUUUCGGUUACCGUGAUCACAUCGAUUUGAAGAUCCGUGGCCUGUCCGAACUGGUGUUCCAGUUACAUCAAAUCAGCAGGAUAGUGAUAGUCUACUUGCAAAUGUCACACCUUGAAGAAGUGGUUAAAAUCGUUGAAAAAACUUUCACUAAAGUCCGUGCUGCAAAUUUGGAUUUUGAGAUGAACGCCUUGGUGGAUAGUGCUAAUCAUAAAAUCGAUAAACGUACGAAAAUGUAUGCCAUUUACUGUUUUAUGGCGGUGAAUGUGUUUCUCUACAGCCCGGUGCUGCAAACGGUUACGUUUUAUUUCAUCAACCAAAGUCGCAACGAAACCGAAAAAAUUGAAUAUGUAACUUCAAUGGAGCUCGAAUUUUGCGGUUUGAAUGUUCGCGAAAACCUAUUUCAUUAUGCAAUUUUUGAAUUCUGCAUUGGCAUCGUUCAUUAUUAUACCUCAGCCUCAUUUGCGUUGUUUGGAAUUGUCAUUUACUGUCCAACAGUUUACAUAAUAUUGAUAUUCCGAAUGGUCUCGAAGCGGUUAGAAAAGCUACGUCGCCUCUCUGGGGUGAAUCAGCAAAAGGAAGUGUCCAACCUAGUCGAUCUACAUCUGGAUGGGUUAAGAUGCGUGCACUAUAUGGAGAGUAUUGUUGCCGUUCCAAUGGUUUUGCAAAUAGUUGCGUUCGUACUUAUCCUUUCGUCCAUGGUUUUGUACAUAAGAAAUAAUCUCGAUUUGAAUGCCAUUUCACUGCUCGUUUUAUUGAUCGUUGUAACUGCAGAAACUUACACAAUAUGUCAUUUAACUACAAAUCUCUCAGAAGAGAGUUUCGCCGUGGCGAAAGCGAUUUACAAUAGUACCGAUUGGUACCAGCUACCAAUUGAUAGUCAGAAAGCACUCUCUCUAAUGCUACUCCGAGGUCAGAAGCGGGAAGGUGUAACAGCGGCCAAGUUUUGCUUUAUGGAUAUCGAGCGAUUUGGCAAGGUGGUACAGACAUCCUAUUCGAUUUACGUCAUGCUUAAGGAUCAUCUGUAAGCGGCGAAACAUCGUGUUUCAACUUACUGCGUUGAAAGUUAGAAUGAUCUAAAAACACAACAGAUUAAUAGAGAAUUUUUGAUUUGAA
This is a messenger RNA of Wyeomyia smithii (pitcher-plant mosquito), 1460 nucleotides long. RefSeq lists its product as uncharacterized. NCBI's taxonomy places the organism in Eukaryota, Metazoa, Arthropoda, Insecta, Diptera, Culicidae. Gene Ontology annotation, biological process: sensory perception of smell; detection of chemical stimulus involved in sensory perception of smell. Gene Ontology annotation, molecular function: olfactory receptor activity; odorant binding. The coding region runs from base 194 to 1372 and encodes 392 amino acids. Gene Ontology annotation, cellular component: plasma membrane. The record is from RefSeq and is a predicted model, not a curated record. The transcript is spliced from 7 exons.